This is a messenger RNA of Patiria miniata (bat star), 6178 nucleotides long. RefSeq lists its product as uncharacterized. Gene Ontology annotation, molecular function: DNA-binding transcription factor activity; RNA polymerase II cis-regulatory region sequence-specific DNA binding; histone deacetylase binding. The record is from RefSeq and is a predicted model, not a curated record. The transcript is spliced from 11 exons. Lineage: Eukaryota; Metazoa; Echinodermata; Asteroidea; Valvatida; Asterinidae. Gene Ontology annotation, cellular component: cytoplasm; nucleus. The coding region runs from base 191 to 4201 and encodes 1336 amino acids. Gene Ontology annotation, biological process: cell fate commitment; regulation of transcription by RNA polymerase II.
UUGCACUUGAAUCUUGAGUGGUAUCUACCAACAUGGCGGCUUCCAAGCUGCAGACUGAUUGACAGAUUUAAUGCAGGUUUUAACUCGCGAUUUCUUGGUUUUGUAGAUGUAUUUUUGUGCGUGAGUUGGUAGGGAAAUCCGUCUGUUGUCAUCGGAAAGUUAAGUUGCUGUAUCCAGCCAAAUCUUCAAGAUGAUGAGCGAUUCACUGGCAGCCAUCAACGUUGAUCAACUGAGCAACGCUGUGAGUGCUGUGGUGAAUGGCACGCAGGGGCAGUCCCACAAUGCUGGUUCUGCAUCACAGACUACCAUGGGCCUCCAAAUGCCGACCACCAAUACCGUCCCCAAUACCGUCAUGGUCCAUGUAGACCGGCAGCUGUUGAGUCAGCUUGCGUUCCCCCAUCCGGGAUCGACUGGCGAGGUUUCCAAUAUUGAUGGCACGCUGUUGCAGAACUCCGUGAAUGUUUCGGGCGGUUUUCAAACCGGCAACUCACAGCAACAGAGCAGAUUGCUGCAACCUAUCACCCUGACUGCCACACCCCCCACCACAUCCCAGAACACACUGGUGGCAACGCAGAUGAUGGGCCCAUCUGCAGCAACCAACGGACAGGUGCCGUCCUCAAUCCAAAAUGUGGCCCUCAUGAACGCCGUGCAGAUGCUGAACGCUCCCCACUCCAACGUGGGCAGAACCCCUGCCGCAACCCACAACGCACCCAUGAACCAAGUGGUGGGCACACAGAUGAUGAUCCCCUCCAUCCUCACCAGCAUGGUGCCGGCUGCCACAAGCCAGGUCGCAACCCAGAGUACACCCCAGAACGCUUUGCUGGGGACCACGGGACUUGCCAAUGCCUUCAUGACAAAACAGGGUGGGGAACAAAUGAUAUUCAAUAUUCAACCAGAAGUGGCCAGAGGGGGUAACAGCACUAACAGUAACAACAAUGUAUUGCAGCUGGUGCCCAUCAACAAUAGUAGUAGUGGUCUUUCAAACCAGCAGCCUGCAAACCAAAACCCAAUGAUCAACAUGAGCAUAGCCAUCCACCUCCCGUCCCAGGGUAACCAAGACAACAAGGACCCCAGCAACGCCCAGAAACAGGCCCGAACUAUCCCCUUGUCUCAGCUGAUGACUGGCCAGCCAAUCCCAGUCUCUCAAAUCGCUGGUCCUAUCCAUAUGGCAGUGGAACACGGACAGGAUCGAGGGGCUAUCUCAUCUGGCGGUGUGCAUCAAGUCUCGCAGUUUGGUAGCCCUGCCCAGGGUGUGAAUGCCCCCCAGAUGGCUGGCCAGCUCACAGGGAACAUUGUCCAGUCGCAGAUGUCGAUACCCUUAUCCCAGCUAGCCGUAGCCCAAGCCAUACCCUUCUCCCAAAUCACCACACAUCUCUCAGACAGUUCCUCCCAAUCUGGCUUGUGUCUCCCCAACAAUUCGACAUCUCAGCACAUUCAAAUACCGCAUUCAGUCUUCCAGUCCUUGCAAGCAAACUCUGUCAGCAUGGCGUCGACCCCGUUUGCUGCCGCGACGUCCACAACGCAAGCCAUCACCACGGCGUCGCAAGUUGCUGCGCCGGUUUCGACGCCGGCCCAAGCCCCGGCCGUCAUGAUGGGACAGGAGAUGCAGGGGAAAUCGUUUUGGAACCUCCAGUCACUGGAUCAAGGCUCACAGCUGACCUCAGAGUUGACCUCUAGCCUGGCCCCGUCCUUGACCUCGCAAACCCACGACGGCUCAUCUGUUGCACCGAUCACCAAGGCUCCAAGUCAGACUGGAAUGGAUCUAGGCAUGGUGUCUAUAUCACCAGAGGGGCUGGUUUCAAGUAUGAGCACUGACGACAUGGCAAACAUAGAUCUGGGGGCAACGGAGUCCAUCGAAAAUCUAGCCAUGCCAUUUGAUGAGGAAGCAUCAAACAUUUGGUGUGUUGAGUGCAACCAUUACAAUCCCACCACCUGUGCUACCCACGGCCCACCGACGUACAUUCCAGAUACUGAGAUACCAUGCAGAGCCAAGCUGACGUUGCCCGCCAUGCUGAGGUUAUCCGAGUCACUGACGAAUCGCAAAAAUCUGCGCUGCGGUGUCAUUGCAGUGGAGAAUAUCCAAGCACGCAGUCAGUUUGGCCCUUUGAUUGGAAAAGUUAUCAGUAAGAGUGAUGACAUUCUAGAAGCAGAUUCCAUUAGGAUUUGGAAGAUUUUCCGCAAUGGCAUUGCCAGCCAUUUUAUUGACGUUUCCGACGAGAACCAAUCCAACUGGAUGAGGUACGUCAGGCUGGCCGCACGGUCGCAAGAGCAGAACGUCGUGAUCCACCAGAGUGGAGGAAACAUUUACUUCACCACCAAUAAACAAAUUACGAUGGGGGAAGAGCUGAGGGCUUGGUACAGCCAGGAAUACGCACGAUGGAACGGUGUACCUGAGAAGCCAGGCUCCUCCUUCCAGUGCACCCAGUGCCCCAUGCAGUUCCUCCAGCGCAGACAGCUGUCCCAGCACCUGGGCUUCAAGCAUCCAGACAUGGCCUCCCGCCACUACAAAUGCUCCCUCUGCCCGCGGGCCUUCGUCUCCAGCACCAAGCUGCAGCUGCACAUGCUGACUCACAUGGGUCUCAAGCCGUACAAGUGCAGUCACUGCGGCAAACAGUUCUCAGACCCCAGCAACCUGCGCAUCCACACCAGGAUCCAUACGGAAGAGAAGAAGUUCAUUUGUGACAUUUGCCAGAAGGCCUUUCGUCAGAAGAUCCACCUGAUCUCUCACAUGACCACCCACACUGGGGAGAAACACUUGAAAUGUCCCUACUGUGACCUGACGUUUUCCACCCACUCGACUCUCAUCCAGCACAGACACUCCCACGCGACUGACAAGGAGUUGCAGUGCGACAAAUGCAACCGCAAGUUCAAGACCUAUCGCAUACUCCAGAAGCACAUCAAGACGCACACGUCCCAGCGUGAAUUCAAGUGCCAGUCCUGCAGCAAGGGGUUCUACACACGCUACCACGCCAAACGGCAUCACCAGAAAUGCCGGGGGUCGGGAGGGGAGCGAGAUAGGAAGAGGGACAGGGGGAGGGAGGAGGGCGGGGAUGGGGAGAGGAAAGCCAGAAAGCGGAGGGGUAGACCUAUGAGACAUCUGAGGCAGACUUCCCAUGAUUCUGAAUCGAGUCUGGUCGAGAGUUACGGUACUGAUAGUCACACCCAUCAGGGAAGGAACACGGAGCACCAUCUGACUGUCCGACGAGAGAGUCAUCCAGGUGAUGACGAAGAGCCAAGGUUGGGGUCAGGUGAUAGAAGGGAACUGCCAAAGAGUGUCAGAAGGGGAUCACACAGAGAGAAGGAAAGGACACCAAGGGGAACUUUCGGUGGACAUGGUGUGCAAAGUUUAGAUUACUUUGUUGGUAGUGUCUUAGGAUCGUCCAAUAUGGAAACUGGGCUUUCCUCUGCGGAAUUGGAUCAGUCGUCUGAGCAACACAAACAUGAACGCCAGAGGAACUCCUCGAAGAAGUCUCCAAAUAAGGACGCUGAUUCUGCAAGCAAACGGCGAGAUGGCAGGCCCGUCCGGCAGAGAAAAAUGCCCAAGAGGUACUCCUCAGAAGAGGACAAGUCUCUGGAUAAAAGCAGGCAUACAGGACGCAACCAACAGGGAAGAGACAGGCGCCGUGGCUUCUACAACUUCAAUAUUGUUGACGCACCUGCCAACACUGAAAGUAGCCCCAGAGAUCAAACACCGAGACGGGGAAGCAGCAAUGAUUCAAGUUCCCAUGUAGGUGGUAAUCCAGGAACCUCUCUCUUCGACACCAGCCAUGCUCUCGAGUCUGGUAUUCUGGACGAUGGUGAAGACUCUAGGGGGAGCCCUUCAGUUUCCUUCUCGGAGCUGAUGGAGAGCGGUGGCCUGCAGAACUCCAGCUGGCACACUGCUGUAGGAGUUGGUUCCCUUAACAAUACCCCAGGGCCAGUUGAGCAGGGAACAUCAAGAGCAGUUGGGAUGUUACCAAUAGGAAUUGGAUUGUCAUCGUCCGAGACUGCAACUUUGCCAUCAUUGGCCAUUUCACAGCCAGUUGACACGGACUCUACAUUACAGAUGCCCAGUUCGCUGUACUCGGCCAGGUCAUCGUCCCUGGCAACGAGUUCAAUGUCGACGCAGAUGAGGGGUGAGCUAACAAGCGAUGUGGAGGCAAACGAGCAAUGUGAUGAUGAGGAAAGGGCAGGGACAGUCAACGACAAUGUUGAGGAAUAGUUGACAGACAGAUAUAACUUGUAUCUAUUUAAUCGACUGUUACAACAUGUGAAAGCUGGAGUUUGUUUCAUUGCAUGUACAGUGCAAAUGUUGAAAACACUCGUGAUCUUUUUGAUAUCUAUUGUGAAAUCAAAUUGUGGCUCUUCCACAUCAAUUACAGGUGUCAAAAUCAAUGAAUUUCAAUCACUUGACAGGAAGGCAUAAAAUCAAAGCUUAUUGUUCGAGGGCCCUUUGCCCAAGUUCAUGUGUGAGAAACAGGCCAUGGUGAUUGCAUAACAGAAAGUGGUUCUUGUGGCACCUUCACUUAUUGGUUUUAACUUCCCAUUGCAUGUAUACCCUUGCUUGCUGCCCAUUGUAAUGCUGUUAGUAAAUGUAGAAUUUACUAAUUUGUGCAGGCGUGAAAACAUUGUAAAUGUUAUGCUGCAUUGAGGGUAGGCGGUAAAAAGGUUGCAUGCGCUGAACAGUAAUGAUCACUGUACAUACACGUGUCAUAUCAACUUGUGUGUCGCAUGCCAGGAUUUGUGUUAAGCUGGCGUUAGGAACUAGCCUUGGUCAAGGUGUUCGUUGAUUGUGUCCGUGAUGGUAUCUGGCCACCAAGCGCAAUGCACUGAGCGAAUAUUUGUUCGUCGCCUACUGAUUUGCAUCAUUGUAGACGGGUGAGGUUUGCACUUUGUACAGUGCAUAGUGCGCAGCUAGUGUUUGUUUUUAGCGGUCAGGUACCAUCAUGGACACUAUCGACGAGUGCCUUAAGCAAGGCUAGUUCCAUCGCAGCACAAGCAAAUCUUAGUGUUCCAUGUCUCAAAUGAUUGCAUCAUGUAACCUUCAUUAAAUAUUAACCAGUAGGGAAGGAGGUUCCAAGUAUUCAAGGGGUAUUAACUGCACUGUAUUUUAACCUCCAGGCUUCAUCUGACAAUGCAAUACACCAACCACAAUAAAAAUAAAACUCAAGGAAUUCAAAAACCGUUCAUUCUGAAAUGUCUUUAUUUGAUAAAAUCUAUGUACAAAAUACCACCCUUAACAUGCGCCCUUGUAACUCAAUCAAUAAAGAUCACACCGACUUUCCAAUAUGAAUUUAUAAAGGUUCAUUGAAAACAAUUUUUGGGAACUGCUACCAAACAUACUGAAUGUUGAGGCUUGUGUCGGUAGAUCAGAAACUGGCAAUGUAAUUCUGUGCUUAACACUUCUAAUACAGUGUUGCAAUAAAUAAAUCUGUCAUAACAUGAGCUCAGCAGGAUUUGUAAAUGCCAUUUUCUCCAAAGUUAGUUUCACAGUUUAAAUUAGGUUUGUGGUCUACAUUUUGGUUCAUACUGACAUCGACACCAUUGGAAAGCUCCUGUUUUGAAGAAUCCAUAUAUUUUUUAAAGUAUAACUUUAUAGCUCAUUUUCUGACAACAGGCGACAAUUUAGCCGAGAACCAGUCACAAGUUACAUAGCAUAGCAUUACACUUCGGUUGGUAACCUUUUUUUGUCACUGACUGACUGAGCAAAUAUUGUCUAUGUUUUGCAAAAUUUGUCUGUGCUUCACAGCUCCAUGAAAUUGGCGUCUGGUUUCCGUGUAGUUAAAAUGAAAUGUUUCCCCAUUUAAGAUGCAAAAGGCAAUAGGAAAGAGUUGUGCACAUGGUUGUUUUACAGUCUACCAAAUUCCUAGCCUUGAUCAAAGUGUUUGACGAUAGAGUCCGAUCAUCCAUGGUUGGUUGGCUGUGCGCUAGCGCUAUGAACUUACACCUACUGUGCGAAGCGUGAACAGCGACCUCAUGCGGCUAGGCUACAAUACAGGUAGUGCUGAACUAACGCCUUGGAACAACCAUUCGCCUUAGCUUAGUUUUUCUGUAUUUUGUCGUUGCGGGGUUUUUGCGACGACCCUGUAUGUGAAUUUUUACAUUUUUACAUGCACAGAGAGUUGGACAGUGUGACUACAUUCUCCAACAAGUUUGGAACUGCAGACCAAAAAUAAAUUGAUAUAAAUCCUGUGAAAAA